Molecule: messenger RNA, 4397 nt
Organism: Cajanus cajan (pigeon pea)
Lineage: Eukaryota; Viridiplantae; Streptophyta; Magnoliopsida; Fabales; Fabaceae
Source: RefSeq, a predicted model, not a curated record
UUGUGUACUAAUCUGUCCUCUUACCUGAAAAAGCACCGCAAACUAAAUUGAACAACGGUUCUUAAUUAAUUAUGGUUCUCAUUUUAUUAAUUUUACCCAAAUUAAUUUGCUUACUGUAUUUUGUAAGGAUGGGAUUACAAGAAUCUGCCCCAAAAGAAACAAGUCUUGUUGAGGGCAGUCCAAGCUCAGUGUCUUUGUAGGAGGAGCCUUUUCCUUUGGCAGCCAGAGUUGCCUUUUCUUCUUCCCCAUGCUGCUAGAAUUUUCAAGUGCCUUCCAUUUUCUGAUUUGUACAAUAAAGCAAGUUUGUUGCUUGGAAACUGCUUCAGAGACUGCCUAAGUUGUUUUAUUCUGCUUUUACCCACUUCGCGCGUGCAAUGUCCACUGAAGGGUGCUUCGCAUUGCAGUAAUUUUGAUUUUUGUUUUCUGGCUGGUUCUCAUCAGAAGCUGCUUUCUUUCGCUCAAAGGGGUUUAAAAAAUGCCAAUGUUUCAGUCUCUUUGUAAGAGGGAUGGGGUGGACGGCCAGAUUCUAGAUCUGGACACGGCGGUCAAAGAUGGGGUUUUGGGUGGCGUCGAUUCUGGGUUUGUGGGAACAACUGGGGUUGCUGAAAAAUUGGAUCUUGGGAGAAUGAUUGAAGAGUUGGACUUGUGUGAUGUUCCCUCUGUGUUCAUUUGUCCAAUUUCUCUUGAGCCAAUGCAGGACCCCGUGACCCUUUGCACGGGCCAGACCUAUGAGAGGUCCAACAUCCUCAAAUGGUUCAGUUUAGGGCACCUAACUUGCCCCACUACAAUGCAAGAGCUCUGGGACGACACCCUCACUCCAAACACCACCCUCUACCGUUUGAUAUUCACUUGGUUCUCUCAGAAAUACCUUGUGAUGAAGAAAAGAUCAGAAGACGUGCAGGGGAGGGUGUUGGAGCUUGUUGAGACGCUCAAGAAGGUGAAGGGCCAAGCUCGUGUUCUCGCCCUCAAGGAGCUCCAUCAAGUGGUCGCUGCUCAUGCCACUGCCCGCAAGGCAUUGCUUGAUGGUGGUGGAGUCUCCGUGGUAUCGUCCUUGCUUGGUCCUUUCACUUCAUAUGCUGUUGGCUCCGAGGUCAUUGGUGUUCUUGGGAGUUUGAACCUCGAUUGUGAGUCCAAGAGGAGUUUAGUGCAGCCUGCAAAGGUUUCACUGAUGGUGGAUAUUUUGAAUGAGGGUUCAAUUGAGACAAAGAUCAAUUGCACUAGGCUGAUUGAGACACUGAUUGAAGGGAAGGAUUUCGAUUUGGAGAUUUUUAGGAGCCAUAGCCUUUUGGUUGGGUUGAUGAGGCUUGUGAAGGACAAGAGGCACACAAAUGGAAUCUUCGCUGGACUGAAGCUCCUCAGAAAAGUUUGCUCGCAUUCCGAAGUUAAGAGUUUGCUGGUGAGCAUUGGGGCUGUUUCUCAAUUGGUUGAGUUGUUGUCUGGUUUGGAGCCUGAUUGUUUGGAAUUGGCUCUUUCAAUUUUGGAUGCAUUGGCAUCCGUCCCUGAAGGCAGAUUAGCUUUGAAAGACUGUUCUAAUGCCAUACCCAUUAUGGUGAAACUGUUGAUGAGGGUCUCAGAGAAUUACACUAAAUAUGCAUUGUCAAUACUGUGGUCUGUGUGCAAGCUUGCACCUGAGGAGUUCUCUUUGAUUGCUGUGGAAGCAGGACUUGCUGCAAAACUCCUCCUUUUGAUUCAAAGCAAUUGUGAUCCCAUAUUGAAACAACAGUCGGCUGAGCUUUUGAAGUUGUGUAGUUUGAAUUAUUCAGAUACAAUCUUCAUUUCCAAGUGCAAGCUUACUAGAACCAUUCAAUGACUUGAUUUUAACCUGGUUGUAUCACAACUUGUAAAUUUGUAGGACAAGAGAAGCAAAAACCAGCUUCUUUCCAGGCUACAGAACUAAAAAAUCCCAGGAGUUGGCAUGGGGGUGGUGGUGCAAAAUGCAAAUCUCUCCUAUAUGUAUGCUAUUUGCGUUUUGAUUCCAGCCAUUGAUAUUUGAAUGAAGGACACCAACACACCUUGCUUGAGUGGGUUCACUUUUGAGUGUUUCUUGUCCUAGGUUGUUCUCAAUAAGCCCCAUCAAGAUGUUGAAAUUGUUUAUACUGCUUUUUGGGGGGUAUAUGGAUGAAAGAAAUCAUGUUAAUGUUGGAUAAAGAUAAUCUUAGGAGAGGGAUCACAACUAGGGUGGAGCUUGUAAUUUCAUUUGUAAUUUUUGAGGAGUUGCUUUGCUCCAAGGCUUCAUUGUAUUGUAUCAUCUUUCCCUUGGGGUUUUACAGGCCUCCAAUUUUCCCUAAAGAAUACGUUUUGAUUUUGACAUCAAACAUGUAUGGAGAGCUCCUUUGGCUUUCAAUUUUCAUUUAAUCUGUACAAUGGAAAUAACCAUUUUUAUUAUGCAUCACAAUCACAACUUCUCAAGCAGUGAUAUUGAUAUUAUUAAUUCUUCGAUCUCAAUUAUUCACUGUCUUUUCCAAGUGAAGAAACUGUAUCCUUGUUUGUGGGUUAUGUUUUGUUCUGCAGCAAGCAAAAUGACACGAGAGGUGGAAACAAACAAUGAAAGGCUAGGCCAGCAAAGUGAUAGCAGGUGAAGCAUUCAUCACAUGUGCUUGAGUUUAAACCCAACCCAAUAAAAUGAGGGUUCUUGGGACAAAGCUGAAAUGUGGCUAGCAAAGGAAAAGAUGUUAUUAUUGGUGCCUAAACUAGUUAUUGGAACCAACAAAGAAAAAAGUGAAGGAAGCAGAUAUCUAGAAUGAAAAGAAUAAUUUUAACUUGGCUCAGGCAGUUUUGAGUGGUGAUUUGUCUUUCAGAGUUGGAGGUGGUGAGAUGGAUGUUUGCAGCUGUAUAGAAGUAGAACCUAUAAGAUUUGUGUCCAGAAAGGAACAAAGGAGCAACAUAGUCAUUUGUUUUGGCCUAGAUGAUGUUUAUGAAAUUUGGAUCUAAGCCAGAUUCUUUUCAGAAUGAUGGGGGUAAUAUCAGGUGUGAGAUCAACCUCCUCUCUCUGCCUAGAACCUUAUUGCACCUGUGAUGUAUAUGCAUGUUACUUUACUGCCCUCUUUUUUUAGCUCUUUCUUGAGGGAUAUGUAUUUUUGCCUUUGUGGGGCUUGCUUUCUUACUAAUUUCCUUCCAAAUCCUAGUAUUAUUGGUUACUUUUCAGUUUCGUUCCUGGUAAUAUUUCAUUAUUCUUGUGUUUUGCCUCUACUAUGUGCAAUCAAUCUUGAUAGGCAUCAAAUCACUGGUAGUUUCAAAUCACUUUAAAAGUGUGAGGAAACAACAAUUAGUUCCUAAGGACUGGUGGGUGGAGGACCUUUGUGAUCUCCAUCUUGAUCUCUAAGAAAGGGUUAUAACAACAAUUAUAACCAAAGGCAAUGUUUGUGGUGCUGUAAUUGGAGGUCUAAAUGCAUAUGCCUCAAAAAGAAGGAUGCCCGGCUUCAACAAGGGUGUGAUCCAAGGAGGAGGAGAUAUUGUAAAGAAUAGAUUAUUGUUGGACAUGGCAGUGGACAUAGGCAGUGUCUCUUUCAGUUUCAAGCUAUUCUGUUGGAAUGUGAGGAGUUGGAGAGAUCUAAACUGAUUGGGAGAACAGGUAUGUGCCUUGAGGAGGCUAAGGUGCCUGAUCUAUUAAUUUGUGCCCCAGUUGGUGAGGCAGAUUUAGAUGUUGAUGCUGAGCAAAGACUUGUAGAAGAGAUUGAAGCGUGUGAUCAACAUGUUCAGACGGAUUCUGUGUCCUGCCUGCUUUAGAUUUGAGAAUCACCUCACCUUCGAACAUAUUUUAAGUUUUGCUUUUCUCUUUCUCUGCUUGCAGCUUGCAAUUUUCUCUUUAUAUGCUUGCCCCGAUUUAAUUACCGUGUUAUAUGUAAUUGAUUGAUCUUGUUAAUUAUGGGCCGUGAUGAUUUUAUCUAUCAUAUAUUAUAUGUGGGUGAUUUUCCCUUUCCAUGUUUAAAUUUGGGGUUUCUAAACCUUAGAAGCACAAAUUGUUGGGAUAUUACCACCGAGAACCCAAUCAAAUUAAAAUUUGUUUGAAGAUUUUUAAUUAGAUUGGUCUAGUUAUGUACCAAGAUUUUGUAUGGAUUUACAGCAUUGGUGUUGUUUCUGGGAAGGCAAUAUUUGGACCCCCUCUUGAUGUGUACUGGAAAAAGAAGCAACAGGAAGAGGCAGCUGCUGCUGCUAAGGAGAAUGACUCAACCCCAACAUAGUUCACCAUCAUCACAUUUUUUCUCUUUUUGUUUGGACUAAAGACGAGGAUUGAAAGUCCGAAUUUGAAUUUGCAUUGCAAUCUGUUACGGUUACUCUUCCUAAUGGGGGGAGUUUUGGUUCUCUUACUAGUUUGUAGAAGAUUCUUCAUAACUCAUUUGUCAGCUACCACUUACAAACAUUAGCUAUUCUUAAUCAUGCAUCCUUCCGUUUCCUUA